Messenger RNA from Periophthalmus magnuspinnatus, 1370 nucleotides. RefSeq names its product testicular acid phosphatase homolog. Gene Ontology annotation, biological process: negative regulation of ERBB4 signaling pathway; lysosome organization; peptidyl-tyrosine dephosphorylation involved in inactivation of protein kinase activity. NCBI's taxonomy places the organism in Eukaryota, Metazoa, Chordata, Actinopteri, Gobiiformes, Gobiidae. The coding region runs from base 90 to 1322 and encodes 410 amino acids. Gene Ontology annotation, cellular component: postsynaptic membrane; lysosome. Gene Ontology annotation, molecular function: receptor tyrosine kinase binding; acid phosphatase activity; protein tyrosine phosphatase activity. The transcript has 12 exons. The record is from RefSeq and is a predicted model, not a curated record.
GCCCUAUGGGCCGCGCUCUCAAUUUAGGACGUCUGGUGUGAAGAGAGCAGACCAGCCACAAUGAGGAGUCGACUGUGAAACCCCAAACCAUGAAAUUGCACCAGUCUCUGCUCCUGUCCCUCCUCUGCCUCUUCUCUAUCUCCGAGUGCCGCGUGCUCAAGUUUGUGGUAGCAGUAUUUCGGCACGGGGAUCGCUCACCCAUAGAGUCCUAUCCCAGAGACCCACAUGGAGAGGACGUGUGGGCACAGGGCUUCGGACAGCUCACGGAGCUGGGCAUGAAGCAGCAGUUUGAGCUUGGCAGGUUUUUGCGGAGAAGAUACGGCAACUUUCUGAGCGAUGACUAUAACAACAAAGAGAUCUAUGUAAGAAGCACUGAUUAUGAGCGCACUCUGAUGAGCGCUCAGUCUUGUCUGGCUGGGUUGUUUCCUCCGAUCAGACGCCCCCCUCCCAUCACACCCCAGUUACUGUGGAGACCCAUCCCAGUGCACACUGUCCCCCGCUCCCAGGACAAGCUGCUGAGAUCCCCUGGCAAAGACUGUCCACGUUUCCGCACUUUGAUGACAGAAACUUUCGAGAGCGCGACUUACCAGAGGUUCCUCGGGGCUCACCAGUAUUUUGUGGAAGGGCUGGCCAAUCACACCGGGUAUCCUGUGUCCAAACUGGUUGGCAAGAAAAUAUGGAGGGUAUAUGACACGCUGAACUGUCAGAGGAUCCAUAAUUUGACUCUCCCUCGCUGGGUGACCCGGGAUGUCCUGGACACCCUGAAAAAGAUUGCCUCAUUUGAGGUCAUGUACAGCAUUCUGAGUCACAAGAGGAAAGAGAAGGCUCGGCUGUCGGGAGGAGUCUUGUUAAAUGCCAUCCUGAGAAAUUUCUCCAAAGCUGUGGAGCAAGGAAGCACGCUCAAGUUCAUUAUGUACUCAGCUCAUGACUCUACACUCAUCACCCUCCAGGCGGCUCUGGACGUCUAUAACGGCCUGCUGCCUCCUUACGCCGCCUGUCAACUCUUUGAAUUCUACCAGGAGUACGAUGGAUCUUAUUCGUUGGAGCUGUAUUACCGCAAUGACUCCACACGCCCGCCCUACCCUAAUCCUGUCCCGGGCUGUAAUGGACUUAACCCUUGCCCUUUGACGCUGUUUACUGAUCUGGUACGGGAUGUGUUAGUGGACAACUGGGAGGCAGAGUGCGGAUUCGCAAUCAGAUGGUCAAGUACAGGUGUUGUUACGGCUCUCGCAGUGGCAGUAGGUAUCCUGGCGGUGGCGCUCUUGUUCAGCAUUGGGGUAUUAAUGCACAAAAGAAGAGCUCACUACUCCAGGGAGGUGUGAUAUGAGACUAGAUCAAAUGUGUAUGUUAUUUUCAUUCGAAUAAUAUUU